Molecule: messenger RNA, 4838 nt
Organism: Hemicordylus capensis (graceful crag lizard)
Lineage: Eukaryota; Metazoa; Chordata; Lepidosauria; Squamata; Cordylidae
Product: sulfotransferase 6B1-like
Exons: 7
Coding region: 1-939 (312 amino acids)
Biological process (GO): sulfation
Cellular component (GO): cytoplasm
Molecular function (GO): sulfotransferase activity
Source: RefSeq, a predicted model, not a curated record
AUGUCAAAGCACAGGAAUAAGUUUAUUGCUGUGGUAGAUAAGGCAAUGACUGAUGCUGAAAAAAUGGCACCAGAAGAACUGAUGUUUUCUUAUAAGGGGAUUUUAUACCCAACCACUGUUUGCAAUCCAGAAGCCUUCAAAGCUCUUGAAUCCUUUGAAGCAAGGAAGGAUGAUGUGUUUCUAGCAGGAUAUCCCAAAUCUGGUACAAACUGGGUUGGCCAAAUCUUAACUGAUUUAGUACUAACAUCUGCAAAGCACAAUGAAGAGUAUGAUAGCCUAGAUGAUGAAGAACUGGAAGAAUUUCCCUAUCUUGAAGUUGGGGAUGCUGAGAAAUAUCAGAGAAUGACAAAUUUGCCUUCUAGAAGAGUUAUAUUUACACAUCUUCGUCCUGAAAAUCUUCCUGCAUCUAUUUUCAGCAACAAAGCCAAGAUACUAUUGUUGCUUCGAAAUCCAAAAGAUGUUGCUACAUCUUUUUAUCAUUUUACCAAUAAAUUGGCUCCUCUUCCAUCUUUCAAGAGCUGGGAUGACUUCUUCACAGCUUUUAUGAAUGGACAAAUGCCCUGGGGCUCUUAUAUUGACUAUGUUUCGGAAUGGAAUAAGCAUGCUGAUGAUGAAAAUAUCAUGACGAUCACUUAUGAGGAGCUGAAGGAGAACAGGGCUUUGGGAGUGAAACAGAUAAGUGAAUUCUUUGAGCUGAACCUAACCAAUGAAGAGAUUCAAGGGGUUGUAGACAGAAGCAGCUUCCAGGCUAUGAAAGAAAACUCUGAAAAAACUCAUGGUGCAUUUGGCAAUGUUCUUUUCCGCAAAGGUGGUGUUAGUGACUGGAAGUCCCUUUUCACUGAAGAUCACAACCGAGAAAUGGACGCAACCUUUGAAGAACAUUUAAGUGAAACUAAAUUGGGAAGAAAGUUAAAGUAUGGAGUCUAUUGCAAGGUUUAAUGUCUACAACAGCUGAAGCAUUAUCUCCAUAUGCUACAAUCUAUUCAUUGCUCUGUGUGUGUGUGAGUGUGUGUGUGUGUGUGUGAGAGAGAGAGAGAGAGAGAGAGAGAGAGAGAGAGAGAGAGAGAGAGAGAGAGAAUGAGAAUAGGCAGUCAGGUCACAAACUAGCAAAGAUGAAAAUAUCUGAAAUAAUGCCUCAUCUUAAGAACAUGGUACACAUGUUGCCCCAUGAAUUAGUGCAAAGAAUAGGAUAUACCAACAUCUUCCAGAAAUCAUGGGUGAAAUAUGUAAUACAUAUGUAAUACAAAAGAGAGCUCACAGCAGGUCCUCACUGAGGUGAGCCCAGAUUCCUCCCAUCCGGGCAUCCCAGUGAACCAAAUACUGACCCAGCAAUCAGUCUUGCCCCUCCAUCCAUAGCAGGUUGACUUUUUAUUUUUUAAGUUGUCACAUAUACAUUUCUCCAUUCAUCAGUUCCUUCAUUUCCUUAUUAAUGUAAGUGGGGUGCAGGGUGGGUGGAAUUUAAGUCCAAGACUCCUCCAGGUAUUGGGCAGGAAAUAUUUCUAGGUAAUAAAUAUGGCCACCAUUUCAUCAGUGCUGCUACAAACUUGCAGAACUGGUUUUUUGAAGCAUUCUACCUUGGAAAGGAAAGGUACCAUAGGACUGAAUACUGAGGACACUUUCAUGUGGUGAGGGUACUUUUCCAUGCACUCCCACUGCUCUGCAAAUGUGACAUCUAUCUCCAGUCCAGAUUAUACUCUUCUGAAUAAAAUUCUCUUUCUUUUACUAACAAUUUAUUAACAUAAUUUGCAUACUUUAUUUAUUUUAUUUGAUUUAUUUGAUUUAUAUACCAUCCUUCCAAAAAUGACUAAGGGCAGUUUAUAUUAAAUCCCCCCCCAAACCCCCCUAAACAAUUAAAAUCAAAACUGAAUCAAUUAAACAAUUAAAAUCAUUUAACAAUUAAAUUAAACAAUUUAAUCAUUUAAUCAUUUAAACAGCAGUAACAGUAAUCAUAACAACAUUAUCUUUUGCUUAGUGUGUAUUAUCUUUUGCCUAAUCAUGCAGUGGCAUCUGAAAAAUAACCACAAGUGUAUAUUGCACAAACCUUCUGAAUUGUAAAGAUUCCUCAUGUUUAUGUACUGCACUAGGCGCAUCAUGUUUGUUUUUAAUAUUGUUUUCUUCUACAAACAUUUGUGUCUAUAAUAUCACCCCAAAAUAGAUGAAAUGGUUGCAUUUUUAUGGCUCCACAUUUUAAAAAACAAAUUAUAAAUAUUGAUCCAAACAAAAUAAGAGCAAUUUUAAUUUUAAACAGUUUGUUUAGAAGUUUAGAAUAGCAGUAACACUUGGCCGCCUGGUAAAACUUAGAUGCUGAUCAGUACUCUCUCCUUUUACAUUGGUUUUGCAAAAAUAAAAUACAUGCAAUCAAAAAUAAAAUGUGCUACUACUAUUUCAGUUCUUGACAGCAACAGUUUUUGAUCAAUUUGUGCAUAAGUGUGUGUCUCCACAGAUUGCUCCUGUAUUUUUCCACACCACCACAAUCCACCCUAAUAUUGUUUAGUGGAGACAUUUCACUUCUUCAUAGAACCAUUUCAUGGUGGGUUGGAGGGCUGGCAAGCUCCUAACACAUCAUUGGCACACAAGCUGCACUUCCGUUCGGGUCUGCCAACCCAGCAAACAGAUGAACUAGGUAGCCACAGGGUCCAUUGCUGAACUCAGCAGAUGCAAGUCCAGCUCCUCCAUGGAAAGUCCUCCACAGGCCCCUUUGCCCAGAGGUACACCUAGGUAAUUUUGGAGCCUGGACCUAAAGACAUUUGAAGCUUGGCCACCCCGACCACGCCACCAUUGCAAGUUAAGCAUCAUCACCCUACACAUGCACACCCUGACACAUGAAAUAUGUUUAACACAUGGGUUUUUGAGGGCACGAACAGCAAAUGAACUCAGAAGAAUGUAAGAAUAUAAAGCAGGUAUAUUUAUGCAAAUAUGCAUUAGCAGAAACAUUUCAACACACAAUGUAACAUAUUCCCAUUCCACAUAUUUCUUUCUCCACUUCCCGCUCUGUCUCUGAAGCACCUGCCGCCAGUCACAAUCACACUUGGCCGCCUGGUGCCGUGCGGGCCAGCGGUGUGGACCAGUGACCAAACCACCCAAGACAGACUAAUGAGGAUUAGGAAGGUGUGUGGAGGCCCUGGACUUCAGCCCUGAAGUCCACUGGUAAGAGCACCCCUGCCUCUGCCUUUCCAGCAUACUUUGCAGUACCAGCAGACUGGAAAGCUUCAUGACAAUAGUGGCUGCCCUCCCAUUGACCAUAAAGGAACAGGAGGUAGACACAGUCCUGCCAAAGCUGCUUCAGCUUCAGAAUAAUAGACUACAAGGCUAUUCACAUGAUUGUAGAAAAUCCUACAAUCGUGUGAACCACCAGGCUCGGCUGCGAGCCUGGUGGUUCUUGAGCAGGUAACCCGCCUGUUAUGGGCACCCCAAAAUAUUAAUACGUAUAUAGAAUUCAGGCCUGUGUCUGAUUUCUUUUUAUAUUAAGAGUUCAAUUAAAUGCCUGAACUUGAGGUGAAUUGACAUACUAGAUCUCAGCUGCUCUGUGAAGGAGGAGGCAAUCCAGCAUUGUAUUGUGAAAUGGCUACUCAAGGGAGUACAAAAGCCAGGCCUGAAUGCUGAAUGCUAUAUCCAAAUGCUAAAAUGUGACUCACUACCAGAUAAUGUCUGUGGAAGAGGCCAGAGGCUGACCUCCCCUUUCCUGUUGCAAGAAGCCAGCGUUAAUCCUUGUCAACGAUUAACUCAAUUGCUCUCUAUAGAGAUUCAACUUAGGUAAAUGCAUACAAAGCAAACACCUGUAGACUUUACAGGAUGCUUCUGCCUUAGUCAAAUGUAUUGAUUAAUUCGUCUCACACAUGUACCCCUUUUUAUGUUACUUUAAAUAUUCUCUUGUUAUAAUUACACACUAGAUAGAGGUACACAAGAAAUAAUGUAAUUGCUGUCUCACACAAAUAGAACUAAUUCUCUCACUAACUCCUGACUUUUAACACCUUUUGGGAAGAUGCCAUUGUAGCUCAGAGAUGCAGAUUUGCUUUGGGCAAUGUCCCCCCCCCUUCUAAGUGCACAGUUUAGAGAAGAUGAGAUUGAGAUCUCUCUGGACUGGCCAAUAUCCUGAAUAAUUAAAAAGACAUUAUCCAGAAGGUAGCAGCAAGUUGUCACCUUUUUGAGGACCCAGGAAAAGAUGAGAUUUGAAUAGACUCUAUGAGAGAUCAAAGGAAAAUGCACUAUAAAGAAUGAGGCUACUGGACAGAGAGUGUGCAGUCUUGUGCCUACGGGCAAUCUUUUGCCUACAGUAAGAGCUGCUCACAAGGAUCCCCGAGUUUGCUGCUAAGCCGCGGGGAACAAGCAGGAACUCUGUCCAUGGACAGGAGCUGUCUGUGACUUCUACUGCGCAGUGAGAAGUCAAGACUUCCCCAGCCAUGGUGCUCUGGCUCUCAGCCGUGAUCUGAGCAACUGCAAAUGCUCCUGUCUCCAGCCAAGAAGCCUCGCUCCUUCAGCGGAAAGAUCCAGCGUUCUCAAAUCUCUGGUCCUGGUAAUAUGCUGCUCCUUACAAGUCUUGGGCCCCUCCAUCUUUUCCCCUCCUUCUCCUUCCCCCACCCUUUUCCUCUACUAAUUCCUGAACCAUGCCAGCCCUCAGCUUUCCUUGCACCCCCCCCCCCUUUCCCAUCUAUAUCUGAAGUGUAUUAAGCUCUAGGAAGAUUUAAUGCACACACAUAUGUUAGUUAGGAACACGUUGAAUAUUGGUGCUGGCUAGGAUGUUCUGUUUAAAUGCUGUUAGUAAUAUAUUGAUAGAGUGUUCUGCUUUCUGCUAGACUAUGUGUUAUUCUUUUAUACUCAAUAAAGCCCAUUGAAUCUUU